Molecule: messenger RNA, 2151 nt
Organism: Boleophthalmus pectinirostris (great blue-spotted mudskipper)
Lineage: Eukaryota; Metazoa; Chordata; Actinopteri; Gobiiformes; Gobiidae
Product: early growth response protein 2b-like
Exons: 2
Coding region: 113-1294 (393 amino acids)
Biological process (GO): regulation of transcription by RNA polymerase II
Molecular function (GO): DNA-binding transcription factor activity, RNA polymerase II-specific; RNA polymerase II cis-regulatory region sequence-specific DNA binding
Source: RefSeq, a predicted model, not a curated record
GAGCUAUUUACAAACGCGCAAGAGGAAUAAAAACAUGGGGACCGCUUCAAAAAGCCAGAGGCAGUCAGGAGGCAUGAUCUGAGGGGACGCGGUCUCACUAAACGCGGACAAAAUGACGGCGAAGACCGAAGACGAGGUGUGCGCGUCUUAUGGAAGUCUCAUGGACGUGAUCCCCAAAGACGUGUUCUCCACAGAGGGGGUCGUGUUUAAAGAAGAGCCCAUGGGGGAGGAGGAGGAGGAGUAUGGGGGGAAGAACGGAGCCGGUGCCCUCACAUUCAGCCAGAAGGACGAACCACCUGUGCACGCGGACCUGACGCACUACGUGGCCACUUUACGCACGCAGCCGUUGUCCUUUACGGCCAAGUUCUCCGUGGACUCUCGAAGCGCACGAGGGCCGUGGACCACUGAGGAUCUGAUCAACGUGGUGAGCGCAGACAUCACUGUCCCGGACCUCACCUCUGCGGGGGCGUCUCCGUGCGCGUCUCCACCGGACACCUACACAUCCUCAGGAGGGAGCGCGGCGGAGGGAGAGCACGCGGGGGAAGGCGUCAUGGCGCACGCGCAGCCGGACCUUAGUCACAUGUACGCGCACGCUCACUCACAUGCACACCCACACGCGGCCCCGUCCUACUCGUGCAGUGGGGAUUUGUACCAGGACCAGAGCGCGUACAUGGCUUCGUCCGCGUGCGCCAUGUCCUACCACGCGCCCCAGCCCACGGUGGACGGGGCCGCGCUCCUGUCCUUCGUGCCCGAGUACAGUGGCUUCUACCCGCAGAGCUGCCAGCGGGAGGAGCGGAAAUCCCUCCCGUACUCCCUGGAGCCACUGCGCGUGCCCCCGCCUCUCACACCGCUCAACACCAUCCGAAACUUCACCCUGGGCGCACCAGGCGCAUCCACAGAGGGGCCCAUGGCCACGGCCUUUCCCGCUCACCAGAGCCUGCCUCUAAGGCCCAUACUGCGGCCCCGAAAGUACCCCAACAGGCCUAGCAAGACGCCCGUGCACCAGCGGCCGUACCCGUGCCCCGCGGAGAGCUGUGACCGCCGCUUCUCUCGCUCAGACGAGCUGAGUCGUCACCUGCGCAUCCACACGGGGCACAAGCCGUUCCAGUGCCGCAUCUGUAUGCGGAACUUCAGCCGCAGCGAUCACCUGACCACGCACAUCCGCACGCACACGGGGGAGAAGCCCUUCUCCUGCGACCAGUGCGGACGGAAGUUUGCGCGCAGCGACGAGCGGCGGCGGCACAUGAAGAUCCACCUGCGGCAGAAGGACAAGAAGGCCUCCGGCUCCUCUUAAGCCCCACGUGCCAUGGACUUAACCGUGCAAACACUGAACCCCGGCCCUCUGCUGCACGCGCACUCCUCAUGUAUCUGAACCGCGCACUGCCGCAGGUCACAGUAUAUUUAUUAAACAGAUCUGACAUAAGAGUGUUCAAGUGCCCCGUGAGACCCACACCACAGAACCACCACCACAACAUGCCUUUAUGAGAAUCCAGAAUGCACGUGCAGCAUGGCCCCACACCAGCCCCUCUCUCAGUUCACACACUCACACAUGAACCCUCACCCACAGCUUGCUUUUGUGCUCUUGAGCAAGGUGUUGUGUCUGCUUACAGUUUGUGCUGCUGCUACUCAGGGAUUUGGAGUCCAGGUCCACGUAAGAAUGCAAAACGUCCUUAUGCAAAACACUAAAACUAAUCUAUUUAAGCAAUGAAGUAUUUCAUUUGAAUUGAAACCAAUUUGUAGCCGCCAACAUCAACACCACCACAACCACCACCACCACCACACUGAAACAAAGUAAACCACUAAACAGGUGAACACAUUUGAAUACGACUGUUUGGGAGGAAUUAGAACAUUCUUUUGAAUAUUGAACUCAGAUGCAAAGUUCUGCAGACUGUUUUUCCCACUUUGUAGAUGUCUUUUUGUUUUUUAUACACCAGGGAGGUUGUUACCAGAUUGUAGCGUGGUCAUUUAUUCCUGUUUGGCAAAGAUUUGUAUUUUUGAAUGUUUGUAAUUUUUGGAAGAGACUGAAGGAUAUUUGCGAUUGUGUUUGUGGUAAUUCAUUUUUAUGCAACAAGCCGAGCACCGGAGCUUUGACUGUGCUGGACCGAUGAUGCUUCUUGUCGAUGCAAUUAAAAGUUCUCUUGUACAAUUGUU